Theobroma cacao (cacao) is the source of this 1333-nucleotide messenger RNA. Its product is annotated as GDSL esterase/lipase At1g71691-like. The record is from RefSeq and is a predicted model, not a curated record. Gene Ontology annotation, molecular function: hydrolase activity, acting on ester bonds. NCBI's taxonomy places the organism in Eukaryota, Viridiplantae, Streptophyta, Magnoliopsida, Malvales, Malvaceae.
CCUAAAUUCACUGCCCUUUUCUUUCUUUCUUUCUCUCUUCAGAGAAGUAUGGCAAACUUGUGGAUGUUUUGUCUGCUUGUUGUUUCAGGUUUAGGUAUGGCGUUCAACGUAGUUUCAGGCCAAGGAGAAGACCCUUUUGGGCCAGAUGGUGGGAGGAGAAAAGAAAUGGUGCCUGCCAUGUUCGUAUUUGGAGACUCUCUCAUCGACAAUGGCAAUAACAAUGACCUUCCUUCUUUUGCCAAGGCCAACUAUUUCCCUUAUGGCAUUGACUUCAAUGGCGGCCCUACCGGUCGUUUCUCCAAUGGUUAUACCAUGGUUGACGAAAUAGCUGAACUGCUAGGACUUCCCUUGAUACCUGCAUACUCUGAAGCUUCUGGUGAUCAAGUGCUUCAUGGUGUUAACUAUGCCUCUGCAGCUGCUGGAAUCCUCGACAUCACAGGAAGAAACUUUGUGAGCCGAAUACCAUUUGAUCAACAGAUAAGGAACUUCCAGAGCACCCUUGAUCAGAUUACGGACAAUCUUGGGGCAGUUGAUGCAGCAGAUGCAAUUGCUCGGUGCAUUUUCUUUGUUGGAAUGGGCAGCAAUGACUACCUUAACAACUACCUUAUGCCCAAUUACCCAACCCGGAAUCAGUACAAUGCCCAACAAUUCGCUGAUCUCUUGGUUCAACAAUACACUCGGCAAUUAAGGACACUUUACAAUCUUGGAGCACGUAAGUUUGUACUAGCAGGGUUAGGACGAAUGGGAUGUAUCCCAAGCAUCCUUGCACAGAGCACAGUUGGAAGCUGCUCGGAAGAAGUGAACCAGCUUGUUCUACCUUUCAAUGCAAACGUGAAGACAAUGAUGAAUAACCUUAAUGCCAAUCUACCUGGUGCAAGAUUUAUUUACAUCGACGUUGCUCACCUGUUUGAAGAUAUCGUCGCCAAUUCUGGAACAUAUGGAUUUAGUGUUGUAAACCGAGGGUGCUGUGGCAUCGGAAGGAACAGAGGCCAGAUUACAUGUCUUCCCUUCCAAACCCCAUGUCCAAAUAGAGACCAAUACGUGUUUUGGGAUGCAUUCCAUCCAACAGAAAAAGUGAACAUCAUAAUGGCAAGGAAGGCUUUCAAUGGGGAUACAAGCAUUGUUUAUCCCAUCAACAUAAAGCAGCUCGCCAGCAUUAAUAUUGAGCCCAAUUAGCAGUCAAAAAUCAGUAGGGUCCAUGGGCAUUUCUCUAUGUGCACUUGAGUUUCUAGUUGAUCGGAAGCUGGAACUUUUAUGAUAAACAAAAGAAAGAAUAGUUUUGCUUAUUGCUGCUUUAACACUACAUUCAUAAUUUAGUUUGACUUUGGUGGCA